Messenger RNA from Pieris rapae (cabbage white), 730 nucleotides. RefSeq lists its product as uncharacterized. The record is from RefSeq and is a predicted model, not a curated record. The coding region runs from base 103 to 687 and encodes 194 amino acids. The transcript is spliced from 4 exons. NCBI's taxonomy places the organism in Eukaryota, Metazoa, Arthropoda, Insecta, Lepidoptera, Pieridae.
CGUGGGUGCUAUUCACAUCCCAUUUAUGAUAAAACAAACGUAUAAUUAUCAGUUCAUUUUAUUUUGUUUUGCGCUUCGUAAAACAUAAGCUGGUUUUGAAAAAUGCGAUGUGAACUGCCUAUAUUGAUGAAAUGUUGUUUCUGUGUUCCUUUAAGACUUGGAUUGUUAAUAUGGGCUUACUUGAAACUGAUUUUUAGCCUGCUCAUUCUUAUUGCUUUCUGCAUAUAUGCAGAAUUUGCGAGACAGACUACCCUUGAUAUACCCAAGGGAACAAUAACCUUUAUAGUGGUGAUGAUCAUGUUUGGUGGCAUUAAUUCGAUAUUCCAAACAGUAUUUAUUGUUAGCGCUCAUAAGAAAAACUACAAAAUAAUGCGCAUUUAUUACAUAUAUAACUUUGUCUACAUUUUCAUACCUACUAUAAUAUUUAUAAUGUUCUGCAUUAUCCUUUAUUCACAAAUCGGAGGUUUUAUUUUAUUAUUUCUAGCAGUCAUGCCAGUUAAUAUUAUUGUUAUUACCAUUCCUAUAGAAUUUGUUCUCACCAUAUACCUUAUGCUUCUGGUGAGGAGUGAAUUUAUAAAGCUGAGAAACAGUGGGCAAUUCCAGUUUUUCAAUCACGAAUCUGAAGCUCGGUGUGUUGCAACUCUACCGGAUAAUACCAUCCCAAAGGAGGAUGAAUGUUUAGAUUAAAAGUAUUGUAAGUGAUUUUAAAAAAAUAAAUUGAAAAGCAUAA